UCACGGCGCUCGCGUGUUUAGUUUGCCGUUGCUGUGGCAGCCGUGGCCUUUGUGGCCUGGCUGCGAAACGUUCGGGCAGGACGGAGGCACCGGGGAACACCAGCGGCAGCUCGGCCGCUUUCUCCUCCUCCUCCCCUUCUCCAUCCCCGCCGCAGUCGCUCACCUUGCUGGUGAUGCAGCCCUGCGGCGGGGACGGAGAGGCGGUGGGCGCCAUGCUGCAGCCUCAGGUGGUGCAGCCCGCGCAGGCUGUCUCCAAGGCGCCGUCCGCCCAAGGCAGCCUCAUGCUCUUCUACGAGCUGGGGCCCGCGGGAGAGGCCGAAGGGGGGGACAGCGAAGCCGGCCACGGGGCCACGGGUGCGGACGGCGCGUGUAGUCCUACCGGCGGCCUGGAAGACCUGGACGACGAGGAUGAGAGUGGCGCCCAGUCCGGGGGAGGCGGGAGCGGCGGCGGGUGCAAAAGCUGCACGUACGAGGGUUGCAACGAGACCACCACCCAAGUGGCCAAGCAGCGCAAGCCGUGGAUGUGCAAGAGGCACCGCAACAAGAUGUACAAGGAUAAGUACAAGCGCAAGAAGAGCGACCAGGCCCUCGGAGGGGGCGGCGGCGGCGGCGGUGCAGGCGGCGGUGGAGGAGGAAACGCCCCCUGCUCGGCUACCGCGGUGGUGGCGGCGGCGGCGGUGGUGGCGGCGGCCGGAGCUGCCCUUUCGGGGAGCAGUGGGCGAAUCGAGGAUUGCACUGAAACUUCCGUUUCUGUAUCAAAGCAAAGAACAGGUAAUAUUGGAGAUCGGCCUGCAAAACCUACACUUUUGGAACAGGUGCUAAAUCAGAAAAGGCUGUCACUUCUGAGAAGUCCUGAAGUUGUACAAUUUCUGCAAAAACAACAACAACUGCUAAGUCAACAAGCAUUGGAACAAAGACAGCAGUUUUCAGGAACACCAAUGUAACAGCAACAGUUUCAUAGCAGAAGUAAACUCUAUUAUAAUGAGGUCUACUGAAUUUCUGAAAUUUGUUGUAGUUGGCUUCGUUUUCUGUACUGCCCUUUUGCUUUUUUCUUUGGUUUUAUUUGAAAUUGACGUUUUAAGUUAUUUUUAUGAGCUUUGUGCAGCUUCUCCCUUCAAUUAGAAACUUCCAUUGAUUCAUUUUGGAAGUUAUAUUGAUGAUUUUGGGAAAGGUAAACUGAUAAACAAUAAGCUGCUUUUUAUUUUAUGCAAACCUUGCAUAAAGUUAUUAUUUUAUGACAUUCAUUGAAGAAAACAAUAGUUACUUUCUAUGGAAGUUUUAAACAGUGAACUUUGAGCCACUCCAGUAACUUCUUGUUCAGGAAGCCACAUCUGAGUUUAUUUUACUAACUAGGGGACUGUAGCAAGAUUUGGUUCACAGUCCCAUUACUGUUGUUAGAUUUGUCUCCCAGGCAAUCUAAUUGAUAAUUUUAUAUUACAUUAUAAAUAAUGUGUUCCAGGUUUGUAUUAAUGUUAUGUACAUUUUGUACACAUGGUUGAAUAUUUAGUGUAUUUCAGUAUAUUACUGCCAGGAUUCAUUAAGAGGCAUUUAUUUAAAUUUAUUUAUAUUAUUGUUGCAUUUUAAUGACUUAUUUGUACUAAGGAACACUCAUAGUUUAUAUAAGACUAUUUUAAAGCAUCAUUUUGUAUAUUUGUAAUUUUUGAACUCUUUCUUAACAUGCAGUUUUUUUAAAAAAACUUUUUGUAAAAUGUCAUUUAAGUUAAUUUUUUACAUCCGACUUUUUAAGGAUUUUGUAAUUGUAUAAAUUAGGUUGACUCCAGUGUAAUGAAUAACAUGAAUCAAUCUAAGGGCUCAGUCAUUACAUGGUUCUGUUGUAAUUAUAAGUCUGAAUCCAAGCCAUCAUGUAUAAUUGGUAUUGUCUUCUACAUUAUCAUAUCCUGAUUACUUAGUAUUUCUCAGCAAAGACCUUAGUGGGUGACUUUGGGCCACUCACUCUUUCUCUCAGCCCAACUCACCUCAGUGUUGCUGUUGUGGGGAAAAAUAGGAAAUGAGUAUUAGAUACAUUCUCUGCCUUAUAUAAAUAAUGGAGGAUUAAAAAAAUAAACUGUUUCA
Molecule: messenger RNA, 2073 nt
Organism: Notechis scutatus (mainland tiger snake)
Lineage: Eukaryota; Metazoa; Chordata; Lepidosauria; Squamata; Elapidae
Gene: RFXAP
Product: regulatory factor X associated protein
Biological process (GO): regulation of transcription by RNA polymerase II
Cellular component (GO): nucleus
Source: RefSeq, a predicted model, not a curated record